Adelges cooleyi (spruce gall adelgid) is the source of this 894-nucleotide messenger RNA. RefSeq names its product apolipoprotein D-like. Gene Ontology annotation, molecular function: pigment binding. Lineage: Eukaryota; Metazoa; Arthropoda; Insecta; Hemiptera; Adelgidae. The transcript has 5 exons. The coding region runs from base 96 to 728 and encodes 210 amino acids. The record is from RefSeq and is a predicted model, not a curated record.
ACCACCGGAAGCCACACUCGUCUCGUACGCCGUACCGGACCAGUCUUCGCAAUAUUAUAGUUCUUGUAUUAUAUAUCUUUCGUACAUUAUCGAACAUGACAUUCAACGAGAAGUUAGUUUUGUUGUUGGCGUGCACGUCGUUCGCGAUGGUCGCCUGCCAAGUUCCCGGAUUCGGCGGUUGCCCGGAUUUCGACUCCCAGCCCGACUUCGACAUGAACAGGUACUUGGGAACGUGGUACGAAGCCGAACACUAUGUGAACGUUUUCGAAAUCGGAACACGAUGCGUGAAGACCAACUACACCAAAGCCGUCGACGGCCGUUACUUGGUCACCAACGAAAUCAUGAACAGAUUCACCGGAGUGAAACGCGUUUUGGACGGUGAAAUCAGAUUGGUCGUCAAGGGAGCCGAAUCCAAAAUGAACGUCAAGUACACCACCCUGCCAAUCCCGUACACCACUGAACAGAUGAUCUUGGAAACCGAUUACGAUUCCUUCGCCGUCGUCUGGUCUUGCUCGUCUCUGGGCGUUGCCAACACCCAAAACGCGUGGAUCUUGACCCGUGAAAAGUUGGCCCCAGGCACAGUCAUGCAAAAGGCUUACGGAGUUUUGGACAAAUACAAGAUGAGCAGAACUUUCUUCGUCAAGACCGACCAGAACAGCUGCGCCAUCGCCGAGGCCGCCCCGAAUGAGGUGACCGACAACAAAUGGAGAAAGAGGAGCUUGUACUAGGCCAUCCGCAAAGAACUCAACAGUACAAAUGAACAGUUCAUUUUAAUUUAUACUCGUAGGCUUAAGAAUAAUUUAUUUAUUUAUACGACAUAUAAUAUGUAAUAUUGUUAAAUACGAAAACCGACAAAUAAAAUCAAUCAUAUCUGAGUAUGAUUAUAAAAAAAUA